Frankliniella occidentalis (western flower thrips) is the source of this 1397-nucleotide messenger RNA. RefSeq names its product hydroxyacyl-coenzyme A dehydrogenase, mitochondrial. Gene Ontology annotation, molecular function: (3S)-3-hydroxyacyl-CoA dehydrogenase (NAD+) activity; NAD+ binding. Lineage: Eukaryota; Metazoa; Arthropoda; Insecta; Thysanoptera; Thripidae. The transcript is spliced from 8 exons. Gene Ontology annotation, biological process: fatty acid beta-oxidation. The coding region runs from base 153 to 1088 and encodes 311 amino acids. The record is from RefSeq and is a predicted model, not a curated record. Gene Ontology annotation, cellular component: mitochondrion.
CAAGCACCGACACACCGACACCGACCGACCGAGACCGGACCGAAGUGACACUCAACAAAUCUAACGAUCUGCCGUCACUGUGUAUCCUCAUUUGUGAUCAUUUGUGAUCAGAAGAAGGCUGCUUGUCAAAUUGGACUUCUGAUCCGUGCACCAUGGCAGCUGUCAGCCAAGUUUUGAAAAGAUCCUUUAGCUCCUCCAGUCCCAUGGCCGGUGCCAUUAAAAAUGUGACAGUUAUUGGUGGAGGUUUGAUGGGUUCUGGCAUUGCCCAGAUUGCUGCUGCGGCUGGCCAGAAGGUUGUCUUGGUGGAGACCAAUGAGAAACUCUUGCAAGGGGCCAACUCUCGAAUCAAUGAGAGCCUCAAGCGUGUGGCGAAAAAGCAGUUCAAGGAGAAUCCCUCUGCAGGGGAGAGCUUUGUCCAAGAGACCAUGGGCCGUAUUUCAGGAACCACUAAUCCGUCUGAAGGAGCUGCAAGCGCUGACUUGAUUGUUGAAGCGAUAGUCGAAAACAUGGGUAUCAAACAAAAGCUCUUUGCUACUUUGGAUGAGGCAGCUCCCAAACACACUAUUUUUGCAUCUAAUACUUCAUCUCUAUCCAUCACUGAAAUAGCUUCUCAGUGUCAGAGGAAGGACAAAUUUGGUGGUUUACAUUUCUUCAACCCUGUUCCCGUCAUGAAGCUUCUGGAGGUGGUCCGUACGAAUGAUACUUCAGAUGAAACAUACAAGAAAAUGAUGGAAUGGGGUCAAGAAGUUGGCAAGACCUGUAUUACUUGCAAGGAUACCCCUGGGUUUGUUGUGAACCGACUCCUUGUUCCACAACUUGCUGAAGCAAUUCGCAUGCUUGAAAGAGGUGACGCCAGCCCCAGGGACAUUGACACUGCCAUGAAACUGGGAGCAGGACAUCCUAUGGGUCCUUUUGAACUCGCUGACUAUGUUGGUCAUGACACUACCAAGUUCAUUAUUGAUGGUUGGCACGAGAAGAUGCCUGAGAACCCUCUUUUUAAGCCAUCAGAAUUGUUGAACAAGAUGGUUAAGGAAGGCAAGCUUGGUGUCAAAUCUGGAGAAGGAUUUUAUUCCUACAAAAAGAAGUGAUUGACCUCUCAGGUCUUCCUUCCUAUGCAACUUUUGUACUGAAACUUAGUAAGCAAACAAUUUUUGAGAGGCUCAUAGUAAAGAUGUUUGCCAUAUUUUUAUGGUUUGUAAGCAAACAAUUUUUGAGAGGCUAAUAGUAAAGAUAUUUGCCAUAUUUUUUAUUGUGAUACUGUUGCCAGUUUUCAGAAUUUUUAUCUUUUUUAUUAUCAAAUUUGGCUAUGAUUAUACCUUGAAGUAUUUUUUCUAUUUUGUCUUUUAACUGCUCGUAUUGUGUUUCUGUGUUCUUGCUCAAUAAAUUUUUACUGAUAA